UCAUAUCAACGCGUGCAUGUUGAACAGUCUCUAUCGAUGAAAUGUAUAAAGAAGCGCAGCGAUCGCUGCGAGGAGCUCAAAACAUUCAGAAAUACCUUCCAAAUAUAGCACGAAACGUGGGGUUGUUUAUUUCCGGGUAUGGCGUGUCUAAACACGUUCGUCCGUAUAUUAAAAGGACGGACAUAUUUUCAAUAAGGAAUGAAUAUUGUAAAUUAUGAAAUGCAUUUCCUCAAAUGGAUGAGAAGAGGAAGUUUCGCCACAAGAAAUUCAACGGCACAGCGUAUCACACUCGACAUUCACAGCUGAUUUCAGAGAUCAUCUCCCCAGCUGUUCGUCUUCACAGUCACAGAACGUAAUCCAAAGUUGGAAUUUAUUUCAGAAAAAUAAUGGAAUCUAACAAGACUGAUGCAGAAGCUACAUGUGAAAUGAAAUCCAAACCCCAAAGUUACGUCAUAUUUGACACGGAGACGACUGGUCUACCUGGGCCGUACGGCAAUCCAAAGAUUACCGAGCUGUGCCUCCUUGGUGUGCACAGAGAUGACAUGUUUGAAGAUGGAGUGACAGUACCCCGGAUUGUCAGCAAGCUGCAGCUGUGCCUUAACCCACAAAAACAAGUCUCUCCUGGUUCAAGCAUGUUAACAGGGUUGUUCAAUGAUGCACUUGACAGACAACAGCCAUUCAACAGUGAAAUUGUAGCAGUGAUUAGAGGAUUUCUGCAAACCCAAGCACAGCCGACAUGUUUGAUUGCCCACAAUGGCGACAAGUUCGACUUCCCCUUGCUAGCUGCACAGCUGGAGAAGGUAGAUGAAACCUUGCCCCAUGACAUACUUUGUGCAGAUUCAUUAUUAGCCUUCAGGGAAAUAGAUCCACCUGACACACCAAGGUCACCAGCUGAGGUCAGAGGUCAAACCUGGGAAAUCACUGAGGUUACACCUGGUAAAAGACAAAACUCAGAUGAUCAGUCAGAUAUUCCAAAGAAGCCCCAAAAAGAUUUCAGUAAGACCCAGUCACUUUUUGAAAAUAUCAAUCGUGAAAAGGCUGCCCGACAAUUGUAUAAGGAGGAAGCUAAUGGAAGUGUGACAGGAGGCAGGAAGAGUCUGGAAAAAGCAGUCAGCCUUUCAAAAACAAAUGAAGUAGAUGCAUCUUCAUUUCGAGAAAAUUUCAAAUCGUCAAUUCACACUGAUUCUGUUUGUAAGUUGACACCCGAAGUAGCAAAAGACUUGGUAAAUGUUCUUUCACCAUGUUCAAAUCGGUCCCAAGACACUUGUGUCACUCGCACCAGGUCUGACAAAGUGGCAUCUGAGACAGUGAACAACUCGAACUCUGUGCAGUCCACCACCACCACAUCCAAGCCACAGAUUCACAACAGGGGUAGAAGAACGGGUUCUGAGGCCAGUCAGCAUCCUCGCCCCUCUCAACUAAACACCUCGUCAACUUGUGAAGUUCGCACAGGUUUGUCUAACACCCCAACUGCUUCUUGUGAGGCAGCCACUAAAACACAGCUGGACUCCCAAGGAAGUUUUAUGGAUGAGGACUUAUUGAUGGCUGUAACACAGAUGGAGGCAGACAAUGGCCUGGGCCAUAAAUCCCUGAAGAAUAAUGACUCUGUCCAUCCUCAAGCAACUAGAUUACCAAUAAAAAGGCGAUUGGAUCAUGAAAUCUCUACAUUUGUUGGUGCUUCAGAUAGGGAAGCCUGUCAGGAUCGUAAUGGUUGUGACACGAAGAAAUCUUGUAUAUGCCCUACUAGCAGUUCUGACAUCAGAUAUACAGGAACUAGGAUCAGCUUUGGGACUGAGACUGGACUUGUGUCAAGCUCUCAGACUCAGAACAGAGGAUCUGUGAGCAGUUCUGGCAGGCUUGCACCUUAUACAUGUCAUGCAGCACCUUUGAGAAGUUCUGGUACACAGAACCUUAAUACAGGACCCAGUAGUUCAGGUAUUCAGGACACUGAUGCAGGAUCCUUGAGCAGUUGUGAAACACAGAACCCUAGUAUGGGAUCCUUGAGCAGUUCUGAAACACAGGACCCUAAUAUAGGAUCCUUGAGCAGUUGUGAAACACAGGACCCUAGUAUAGGAUCCUUGAGCAGUUGUGAAACACAGGACCCUAGUAUAGGAUCCUUGAGCAGUUCUGAAACACAGAACCCUAAUAUAGGAUCCUUGAGCAGUUCUGAUACACAGAACCAGUCGACAGGACCCAGUAGUUCCGGCACACCGCACAAUGAUGCAGUUCUCAUUGGUUCUGAUACACAGAACACUCAGGUUCUGACGAGUAGCCAAGAAUCUGUCCUAUCCCAUCCAUCAAGAGAAGAUUCUGAUGCAGAUGAACACAGAUCUCAGUCAAUUAUUGCGGGUUCUGAUCAACCAAGGCUAAACUCUGAGGCCACAGUCAUAUACAAUAUGGUUCAGAACAAGAAAGCCGUAAGUGAACUCAGCUCGCAAGGUAGCUUACCCGAUGGUGCAUUUCUUGAAGCUGUUCAGAAUAUGGAGAAACAGGAAGAAAAGGCAAGGAAUAAGGUCUUUUCAGUGGGCAGUGACAGUGUCAAGGUCACUAUGGUCAGAGCCAUGGACGUCAAGAACAAUAACUCUGUCAGAGAUGACAACCAUAUUUGUUCAGCGGUUGAACCUAAACGGAAUGGAGCAGACAGUUCUAAUACCUCAUCUAGCAGAAGUGUGGCGAUGAAAAGUGUCCCCCGAAAGUCCUACCGAUUACAAGAUGUAUACAAACGAUGUUUUGGUCACCCUCCACAAGUAGCGCAUACGGCUGAAGAUGAUUGUAUUGCAUUACUGAAAAUAGUGAAGAAAUUCACACCACGGUUUCUUGACUGGGUCGAUGAACAUUGCGUCCCGUUGAAUACAAUACCGCCGAUGUAUUAAUUUGGGUGCAUGUGCAUUGGGCAUUGGUGGGAAUAAGUAGAAUGUUAUGUGUAUUUGGUUCUGAUUUGAUGUACCUACAGUGUUUAUUCAUCAGAACCAAUAUGGCUUGUGUUGGCACAAUGAGGCUUUUUAUGUGAGUUGUUUUAUCCAGCUAGGCCUAUUAUUAUGAUUAUUGUUGUUUGCAUAGGUGAGGUGAAAUGGGGUUUAGGGUUGUGUCCAAGAUUAUUGCACUUAUAUAGCGAAGUUGUUUCAUAGCUUAUUAUGACUUGAAACCUAAUAAUGCAAAUAGUCCAGUCAAAUUCAGGUGAGAUACACAGCCUAUUGGUUCUAUUUUUAAUCAUGUUGCUGAGCUUUGCGACACAACCUCAUUAAAGUCAGAUCUUUGUUCUCACUUCUGCAAACAAGGAUUUGAGGAUAUCCUGUUUGGAACUACUACAAGCAAGCAUGCGACCCGUGAAGAUCCGGGGUAGAAUAGGUCUUCAGCAACCCAUGCUUCCCGUAAAAGGCGACUAUGCUUGUCGUAAGAGGCAACUAACGGGAUCGGGUAGUCAGGCUCGCUGAC
Messenger RNA from Haliotis rufescens (red abalone), 3435 nucleotides. Its product is annotated as serine-rich adhesin for platelets-like. Bases 387 to 2873 code for a protein of 828 amino acids. NCBI's taxonomy places the organism in Eukaryota, Metazoa, Mollusca, Gastropoda, Lepetellida, Haliotidae. Gene Ontology annotation, cellular component: cytoplasm. Gene Ontology annotation, biological process: DNA catabolic process. The transcript has 2 exons. The record is from RefSeq and is a predicted model, not a curated record. Gene Ontology annotation, molecular function: 3'-5'-DNA exonuclease activity; nucleic acid binding.